This is a messenger RNA of Capra hircus (goat), 7404 nucleotides long. It is a transcript of the gene ALG2, whose product is annotated as ALG2, alpha-1,3/1,6-mannosyltransferase. Gene Ontology annotation, molecular function: GDP-Man:Man(1)GlcNAc(2)-PP-Dol alpha-1,3-mannosyltransferase activity; alpha-1,3-mannosyltransferase activity. The transcript has 2 exons. Bases 83 to 1333 code for a protein of 416 amino acids. NCBI's taxonomy places the organism in Eukaryota, Metazoa, Chordata, Mammalia, Artiodactyla, Bovidae. The record is from RefSeq and is a predicted model, not a curated record.
GAAGCCGGACUAAGGAACCUGCGCGGAAGCCCUUAAGAGGGCUGGUGGCGCGGGCGUUCCGCGCAGGCGUGGCUCCUUGGCCAUGGCGGAGAAGCCGGGCGAAGAUGUGGACUCGGGUCCUAAGCCAACCGUGCUGUUCCUACACCCAGACCUGGGCGUGGGCGGCGCCGAGCGACUGGUGCUCGACGCAGCGCUGGCGCUGCAGGCGCGCGGAUGUAGCGUGAAGAUCUGGACGGCGCACUACGACCCGGGCCACUGCUUCGCGGAGAGCCGUGAGCUGUCGGUGCACUGCGCCGGGGACUGGCUGCCUCGCAGCCUGGGCUGGGGCGGCCGUGGCGCCGCUGUCUGCGCCUACGUGCGCAUGAUCUUCUUGGCUCUCUACGUGCUGUUCCUUGGCGAUGAGGAGUUCGACGUGGUCGUGUGCGACCAGGUGUCUGCCUGUCUCCCCGUGUUCAAGCUGGCCAGACGGCGUAAGAAAAUCCUGUUUUACUGUCACUUCCCAGAUCUGCUUCUCACCAGGAGAGAUUCUUUUAUUAAACGCCUGUACAGGGCCCCAAUCGACUGGGUAGAGGAAUAUACCACGGGCAUGGCAGACUGCAUCUUGGUCAACAGCCGGUUCACAGCUGCCGUUUUCAAGGAAACGUUCAAGUCCCUGUCUCACAUAGACCCUGCUGUCCUCUACCCAUCUCUGAAUAUCGUCAGCUUUGAUUCUGCUAUUCCUGAAAAGCUUGAUGACAUAGUCCCCCAGGGGAAAAAAUUCAUAUUCCUCUCCAUCAACAGGUAUGAGAGGAAGAAAAAUCUGACUUUGGCACUAGAAGCCCUUGUAAAGCUGCGUGGAAGAUUGACAUCCCAAGAUUGGGACAAAGUUCAUCUCAUCAUUGCAGGUGGUUAUGAUGAGAGAGUCCUGGAGAACGUACAGCACUACCAGGAACUGAAGAAAAUGGUCCAGCAGUCUGACCUUGGUCAGUAUGUGACCUUCCUUCGGUCUUGCUCAGACAAACAAAAAAUCUCACUCCUCCGAGGCUGCACGUGUGUACUUUACACACCAAGCAAUGAGCACUUUGGCAUCGUUCCCUUGGAGGCCAUGUACAUGCAGUGCCCCGUCAUUGCUGUUAAUUCAGGUGGGCCCUUGGAGUCCAUCGUCCACAGUGUCACAGGGUUUCUGUGUGACCCUGACCCAGAACACUUCUCAGAAGCAAUAGAAAAGUUCAUCCAGGAACCUUCCUUAAAAGCCACAAUGGGACUGGCUGGAAGAAACCGGGUGAAAGAGAAGUUUUCCCCUGAAGCAUUUACUGAACAGCUUUACCAAUAUGUCACCAAACUGCUGGUAUAAUCGUAUUUUUUUUUAAGUUUUUAUGCUGUAUUCAUUAAUAUCACAUUUGUAGAUUAUACACCAAGCUUUGAAACCAAAGGAAAAAACCCUAGUAUCUAGUACAGAAGAAAAAAUUUUUAAAUAUACUUGAAUCUGAGUCACUUUCCUCUACCCUAUACCUCCCAGACUACUUUUUCAGAAGCACAAUAUUUUUUAUGCUAUAAUAAUUCUGAGUAUUACUAAUGGUGAUUAAGAUAUAAACGUGGUACAGUUCCAUGUUCAGAAUAUUUUAAUUAUAUGUUCUCUAGAUUACUGUUAUUCUACUUAUAAACUUUGAGUCAUAUUGUGCCUUAUUUGGUUUUAAUACUUUAAAUGUAUCAUCAAAGUUGAUUAAUUUGGCUUCACGAGAAGACAAUUACUAUAGUUCCUAGAAUCAGUCCACCUCAGUGUUCAGUGACCUCUGUGAGGAAAUUUUUGUUAGUCAUACCUUUGCCUGGACCCAUAGCAAGAAUGCUGUGUGUUUUUUGUUUUUUAAGAAGAUGGUUUAUUGUGUUUCGCACACAGAUAUGAUAAUAAAAGAUAUUUAUCGAAGGAAGAGAGAAAAUACUAGAUUUCAGCCUCCGUGAUCUGUUGUGUGGUAUUAGGAAUGUAGACAGCCAAGCCUGAAGUCAGAAACUAGGGUAACUGGAUGUUGGAACGAAUGGCUGUUGUCACACAUGUGGUGCAUUUUGUUUAGGGCAGUGCAGGAGACCUGGGUUUGAUCCCUGUGUCGGGAAGAUCCCCUGGAGAAGGAAAUGGCAAACCACUGCAGUAUCCUUGCCUGGAAAAUCCCAUGGACUGAGGAUCCUGGGGGGGCUGCAAUCCAUGGGGUCACAAAGAGUUGGGCAUGACUGAGCAACUAACAGACUUUUGUUUCCUGGUGUCAUCUGAGUCGUCAACUUCAUUAAUAUUUGUGUUUUAUUAAGUAAGCACCUACUAAAUGUAAGACACUAGUGUUUUUUAUCCUUCAAGGCCUAACUCAGAUGCCACUGCUGGGAAGCUUUCCUUGACCCUCUACCCAACUCCCGAACUGGAAGCAGCCUUCCCCUUCCACAUGUUCUGACCCUCUCAUAGCACUUACCAGUCUUAAAGUUAGUUAUUUACCUGUUGGUCUAAGUGCACACGGGGCUUCCCUGAUGGCUCGGUAAAGAAUCCGUCUGCCGGUGCAGGUGAUGCAGGUUUGAUCUUUGGGGCGGGAGGUUCCCCUGGAAAAUCCCAUGGACAGAGGAGCCGGUGGGCUACAGUUCAUGAGGUUGCAAGAGCCAGAUACCACCACCACCACCUGAGUACAAAUAAACAUAGAGCAGUUUCCAGUGUAUCUUUAAAGCAAAAUUCAUUUUUAAAAAAUAAUAAAGAUCACUGGCCAAAGGCUCCACAUUAAUCAACUCUAAGAGCAAAGACCUGAGAGCCUAAUUAACUGAUAUGACUUUAGGCAAAUUGCUUGAUCUCUGGCUCAGCUUCUUCAUCUGUGAAGUGGAGUAACUGUACUCUUGUACUUUGCUCAUAGGGUUGUGAUGAGUUAUCAUAUAUAUGUAAAGUAAAGUAGUAGUUGGCACAGAGAAUGGGCUGUGUAGAUGCUAGCUAGUUUUGCAGUUUGGGGCUAUCAGAAAUGACUACAGAAGUUCCACAUGGGUGCCUGCUGCACUGCUGUAUUGUUCUCUGAGGUUCUUUAGAGGCUGGAGUUUCAGGUUGUGAUUUGUCAUGUCUGUCUAUAUGCCAGAAGUAUUUUAUCACUGUACCAACAAGAAGUUCUCUAAAAUGAGAGUGUCAGGUUUAUUGAGUCUCAUGGAAUGAGAAGUUCAGUUGAGUUCUCUUCGGUGUUGUGAACACUUGCCACCCGGUAAAAUGGAUCAUUCCAUCUUUUGUGAUUUGGUGCGUGUGUUUCUCAGGGAACAGCAGCCUUUCCAGAAAGACCUGAUGACUCUGUCCACUGGGUUUAGGAAAGACAGACUCAGUCAUGCUUUGAGCCAUAACUGGUGCUUACCCAUUCCAAACACUAAAACUUUUGCCUGUUUGACCAUUUCUAUGCAGAUCCUCCGAAAGUGGACUACAUGAGUUUGUGGGUCUUAAGUUUAACUUCCCUUCAUUGUCUUAAGCUGCAGCAGGUGACAGUAAGACCACAGAUCUGGAAAAGAUGUAGAGCCCAGCCUGAGCUUCCAGCCUCUGGCAUAUUAAGUCCUGCCUCCUAGACCUCAGGUUGGAGCUUUGCCCAUAGGAGUAGUAUUCACAGCUUCCAGAAGUAAGCUGAAGUUAGGGAGCACAGAAGCACGGGAAACUGAAGUAAACUGCCAGGAUGUUAACAUUAGUAAUUCUAACACUUAACUGUGGCCACGUCAGACAGCUCACUUAAUCCUAACAGGUCUAUGAAGCUUCGGUGCUCUUCCCUUUAGAGAUUAGUAUGGUUAAGCAGUUGCCUGUGUCGCACAGCCUGGAGAGAUGAGCAGCGUCUCAAGGCUUUCAGAUUCCUGAGUCCAACCACUGUGGCAUUCUUCAGGGUACCUCCACCCUGCCCAAGCUGGUGUGUGUGUAUUCAGUCAGAAGUCCUCUACCCUACUGCAGGCACAGCUGUUCAGGUCCCCAGGUUUAGAAAGGCGUUGUUUGUUACUCAUCUUCCCUUUUCAGAGCAAUCUUCUAAGGUGGAUAUGAUUGUCCCUCAUUUUAUACACAAGGAAGCUCAGAGAGAUGAAAGACUUGCUGAAAGGCACAAUUGAAGCGUGAGUAGACCGGGAUUCGACUCCAAUUACCUGAUCCAUCCUGGAUGGUACUAUAGCAGAAUUUUUCAGCCAGCUCUCCUUUGACAAGCAUAAAUAUCAUAUGACCGUUAAUACUUUGUGAAAUUCAGAAUAAGUACAGCAUUCUUUGAUUCAAAGCAAAGCUGGGGGACAGGAUACUGUGUCUUCAGAUUAGUGCUCUGAACCUAAAAGAGGUACUGGCAUCCCACAUGGACCCCAUUGCUCUAUUGCCAGCCCUGUGAGGAAUCCUGCUCAGUAGCCCUCACUGAGUAACACUGGGUCAUUCAAAGUCCUAGUGGAGUUAUCAGGGUCAUUUACUUUGACAAAGCAGAAAUUCAAGCUGAUGUAACUCAAAAGAUUUUGGGUUUUUUGAUUUUUUAAUAUUGUUUUAUUUAUUUGCUUGUGUUGGGUCUUAGUUUCAUGAUGCGGGAUACUUCCUUGCAAGGGCACAGACUUGCUAGUUGUGCACUCCAGAGCACUUCAGCUUCAAUAGUUACAACAUGAACUUAGUUGCUCCACAGCAUGUGGCCUCUUUUUUCCCCAACCAGGAAUUGAACCCAAAUCCUGUGCAUUGCAAGGCAGAUUCUCAACCGCUGAACCACCAGAGAGGUCACUCAAAGGGUUUUAAGAGUUGGGUGUUUGAAAGAACCCAUGCCAGAAAACACUGUCAUGCCCGCCCCCUGCUCUCCAAGCCUGGGUGAACUGGAGAUGGGAGACGAAAGGUUCUUUCUCAUGCACUCUCUUUCAAAGAGGUGGCUGUUUUCCCAUGUCAGCUCACAUUAAUGCCACUGUUGACCCCUGUUGCCCUUCAUGGAUCUCCACCAGUUAGCUCAGAUUCUAUACACACACACGCGCGUGCGCAAGUUGGAGGUUGGGGUCGAGGCAUGUACAUAGAAAAGAUGUCCACUCGGUCAGCUAAGGGAGAGCAGUAUUGUGGUUCUUCCUGUUUGGAAAGGAUCUAAUGACUAAUGAUACUGAACUCCUGUUUGGGAAGGCUUUAGAGUUGGCAGAGCUCUUUUUUUUUUUUGUAAGUUUAAUUGGAGGCUAAUUACUUUAUAGAACAUGGAAAUAAGAUUUAAGAUGCUUAAUUAGAGAGUAUUUGUGUUCUUAAGAAUACUGUAUUUAUGGGGUUGGGUUGUGGCAGAGCUCUUUUCAGCAUCACUCCAGGUAAUUAUUGUAGCCAUGCUCACUGUGGAAAAGCUGAGGCUUACAGCUGUGAAGCCCUGGACCAGGUCGAGAAUUCUUUCAGUUGUACUAUGGAUGCUUCAUCAAUAAAUGCCUGGCCACCUUCUGACCAGCCCAGUAUGCCGGUUUAACUAUCUUCUUCCUUAAAGAAAAUGAGGCACUUGUACACUCCCUUGCCCUGCCUUCUGCUCAUCCCCUAUCCCUGUUGAUCAUCAGCCCUUUUGCCUCCACCUCGGCCAAAUCACUGUUGUGUGACCUCCUUUCUUUGCAUUUCCAGGUCCCAGAAUCAAGUCCACUCAGAGCUGACUAGGACCCCAGAAAUCACUCAUUGUGAUUCAAAUGUGCUUUUCCAUGGGUGGGAAUACAGGCCCCCAGAGCACGGGACCUGCCUGAAGUCAUGCAGGGACCGUUGAAGCCCUCUGAGUUCAUUCUGAAGUGCCUCACACCACCUCGACUAUCAGAAGCCCCUUAUCUCAGGCCACUUUGAACUCCUUACUCCUUCAUUCCUAACCUCAGUCCCCUGCAGCUGUAUCCCCAACAGCCUGUGAGGGUGCCACCGUCCAGACACUAGUGCCUGCUAGCUGAGGGGUGGGGGGCUCAGCUAGUGACAGCUGUCCUCUGAUUAAACAGGAACCCUUGAGAGAGGGAAUAGGCAGGGAUUUCACCGUGCUGACUCUGAGCCAAGUGGCUGCUGGAGCCAGCACUCUCCUUGCCCAGAGGAUGAGGAUUAGGUGGAGCUCACAGUAAGGGUGAAUCACUGGUGAUCCAGAAACAGGACCACAAGCAAGUGCUGAACUGUUAAGUAGGGAGCACUAUCACUAGGCCAGCCACUGAUGUCUUUUGAGACAAAUACAGCCUAGAUGUCUCUCGGGGGUUGUGUGUAUGUAUGUGUGUAUCUGUGUGUAUUGGGGUUUGGUGGGGGCUUGGGCAGUGGGGCGAGGGGACAGGCAUAGCACGGUUGUGAUUUACCUUUGUGACCUACCACUCACCCAGGAAAUUGACAGGCAGAGUUAGAACACACUGCUAAGUUGAUGAUACCAGAUCAGCCUUUACUUUUCCGUAUUACUUAAGCCGGAGUUUCAGGGUUCCACAGCUACUGAGAAGGUGUCCUAAGGUGAUAAUCCUCAAGUCUAGGUUUCUCUAUAAAAUGGGUAUAAUCAGGUCUAAGAAGCCCACCGCAUAACAUGGUUGUGAAGAGAGUAAGAGGACUGAAUGAAAUGAUUCAGUGACACACAGGAUGUAAAGCUGAUGUGGAGAGUGCCAUGGAAUAGAGUCCUAAAAUACAUCUGCACCUAUGGUCAGUUAAUUUCUGCCAGUUAAUUUCUUUACCUCAUACUAUAUGCAGAAAUGAAGUGGCUCAUAGGCCUAAACAUAAAAGCCCGACUGUAGAAGUUAGAAAAUCUCCACAGCCUUUGGGAUAGGCAAAGAUUUCUUUGAUAGGAUACAAAAAGCACAAAACAUAAAAGGGAAAGUUGGUAAGUUGACUUCAUCAAAGUUAAAAACUGCUUUUCAAAGGACACUGAUUUACAAAAAUUAAAAAGUCACAGGCUAGAAGAAAAUAUUUUAUGUAAUAAAGACCUGCACCCAGGAUAUGUAAAGAAGUCUCACAGCAAGAGAACAAAUAACCCACAUUUUUUUAAUGGGGGAAGGUUUGAAGGGCCAUUUCACAGAAGCUCUACAAAUGGCCAAUAAGCACGAGAAGAUGUUCAACAUCAGUGGUCCUAAAAGAAGUGCAAAUCAAAACCACAGUGAGAUAUCAGUGCACACCCAUAAAAUUGAAGACUCAGUGAAAAUGUUGGUGAGAGUGUUGAGCACCUGGACUUCUCACACAUUGCUGACAGGAAUAGAAAAUGGAAUCAACUCAGAACAACGUUGAAAGUUGUGCACAAAGUUAAACAUGACACCAUACAACCCAUCAGUUCCACUUCUAGAAAUUUUGCCUAAAAUAAGUGAAAACAUAUUUAAACAAAGACUUAUUCAAAUGUUCAUGGCAGCUUUUUUCAUUAAUAGUCAAAAACUGAAAAAGUGUCCAUCAGCAGGUGAACAGAUAAAACAGAUUGUGGUACAUUCAUGGGAUGGACUAUUUCUCAGCAAUAAAAAGAGCGAAAUGCUUAUGAGCCCAGUGAUGUGGAUGAA